Molecule: messenger RNA, 1831 nt
Organism: Tribolium madens (black flour beetle)
Lineage: Eukaryota; Metazoa; Arthropoda; Insecta; Coleoptera; Tenebrionidae
Product: organic cation transporter protein-like
Exons: 7
Coding region: 94-1716 (540 amino acids)
Biological process (GO): transmembrane transport
Cellular component (GO): membrane
Molecular function (GO): transmembrane transporter activity
Source: RefSeq, a predicted model, not a curated record
CUUCAGUGUGAAUUUCUCUUCUGCAUCAAAAUUAAAACAGUUGAUUUCCGAGUUCUUCCACAUGUGUUUAGUGUUUUCUGGAUUAUUUUUACCAUGUCCCAGCUGGAAAGUCACUGUGAACAUGAAGAGAAACACGAAGAAGACAUUAUUCAAUCCACGAUUGGUAAUUUCGGCCGUUGGCAAUUCAAAAUUUCGGCCCUAAUGGCCCUUCUCAAAUUCCCCAUUGCUUGGUUUCAAAUGAGUAUCGUUUUUUUGGCACCACCAACACAAUUCUGGUGCAAAUCAAACGAAUGGUCGCAACAAAACCACACUUUCCUGAGACACGAAGGUCUCAAUUCGGGUUUUUGCCACAGCCUUGUCAACAACACACUAACCACUUGCCCAAACGGUUACGAAUACAACAAAACGGUUUUCCAUUCGAGUAUUAUCACGGAAUGGAAUUUGGUUUGUGAGGAUAAACGACUUGUGGAUGUGUCUCAAAUUUCUCUCAUGUUUGGGGUUUUAUUAGGCAAUAUACUGUUUGGAGUAAUUGGCGAUCGUCAUGGAAGAAAAAAAACUUUGAUUGUUUGUAUUGUUCUUCAGUCACUUUUCGGGAUUUUAGCCUCACAAAUCCCUUGGUAUUGGGGAUUUAUAGUGACAAGAUUUCUCCUAGCUAUAGCCAAUGGUGGAACAAUUGUUAUUUCUUUUGUCAUGUGUAUGGAGGCAGUUGGUGGGACUUGGAGGAGUAUUGUACCAAUCCUAUACCAAAUACCAUAUGGGUUUGGUAACUCUAUAAUGGCCGGGAUUGCGUAUUUCCACCGGGAUUGGAGAGAUCUACACUUGACAUUAUCCCUAAUUUCCUCUUUUUACAUUCUUUACUUAUGGUUUGUUCCUGAAUCACCUCGUUGGUUGUUAGCAAUAGGAAAAAAAACUGAAGCUAUCGAAAUCCUCGAAAAGGCAGCAAAAUGUAACAAAAUGGAUAGCGACAAUGUCAAAACUGUUGCCAAUAGAUUAUCCCCCGAUGUGAGAAAAGAAAAUAAACCAAAACUUGCGGCACUAUUCGCUACGACAGAGCUAACGAAGAGGAAUGUUUUAUUGUGCAUCAACUGGUUAAUUGCUGGAAUAACGUUCUACGCUUUUUCGCAAUAUAUAGGAAAAGUGGGUAGCAAUCUUUAUUUCACAGCAGCUAUUAGUGGUUUUGUGGCUUUUCCGGGGACUCUUCUUUGCGUCUUCAUCAUACGACGUUUUGGAAGAAGACUAACCAUAGCCUUGGCCCAUAUUUUGACCGCGUUUUGUUUCUUUGGGAUUCUUGCAGUGCCUCUGGGUGUUUAUUACCAGGACUGGCCUCGGGUUGUUAUCGCCGGAGUGGGAAUCGUGGGAUUAUCGAUUUCAAUGCCUGCGUUGUAUUUGUUUACCGGAGAGUUGUUUCCAACUACUGUAAGAAAUGCGGGAGUUGGAACGUCGGUUAUGUUUUCAAGGAUGGGUUCUAUGAUUUCUCCCUUAGUUAUCAGUAUGCAGGAUAUAUCACCCUCUUUACCUCUUAUUGUUUUGGGUGUAGGAGCAAUUUUGGAAACAUUUCUUAUUCUGCUUUUGCCAGAAACUAAAGGAAUGCCACUACCAGAAACUAUUGAUGAUUUGAACGUAACAGUUAAUAAGAUUGACGACAGGAAAGAUACUAUGUGUUAUAUCUCCUUGCCGACUAUUUUGAAAGACACUUCUCUAGAUAUUAACAAAUAGUUGGAAAAUUGAUAUCAUAAUGCUUAGAAUUGCCGUCAGAUGUGAUCUUAUAUUCUUGUAGAUAAAUUAUAUAUAAAAUAAUUAUUUUUGAAAGAAAAGCAAGAUUUUUACUGUU